AUGUCGGAAGCAGAGAGAACCACCAGUAAACCAUCGUCCGGACCGCUCAGUCCAAGACCCGAAUCUCCGACGACCGCACGCCCCUUGGACUUUGACGAUGAAUACCAAGAGACCGGCGUCACCCCCACCUCGUCCGCUCCUCCACAGCUGAGUGCUACGGAAGCAGCUCCCCCAAAGCCACCUCGCCCAUUGUCUCCGCAACAACAAGCAGAAAACACUCUCAAAGAAGCGUUUCCCUCAAUCGAUGCAUCUGUUAUUAAAGCUGUGUUGAUGGCAAGCGCAUACGACGUGGAACGGGCAUUCCAUGCCCUUCUCGGCAUGACGGACCCAAACGCACAGGAGGACUAUGCCCCCCCUAAGCCGCCGCGUCCUACCGCAGCACAAAGACAGCUCGAAGCCGAUGAGCUUUAUGCUCGCCAACUGGCUGAACACUACAACCGCCGCACACAGCCACCACGUGGGGGAAACGAGGACCCCUACAGCCGGCAGAGACGAGGGGACGAACAGGAAGAUGAGAAGGAGUAUAACUUCUUUGAUGAUGACCUACCCGUGAUCCGCGAAAACAUUCGCAAAGGUUUCCUCGAUACUCAGACCAAGGUCAGCGCAUGGGUCCAAAAUCUGAAGAAGCGACUGGAUGGCGAGGAGGAGGAUGAAGACAACCAUGCCCCCCGUGGGUAUGGAGAAGAAAGCUAUGGUCGUCCGCGGAGAAGUGGCGAGUUGGGUCGCCGCAGCGGUGAUCGCGAACGCUACGACGCAGAUCCACAAGUCCUGAGCGAUGACUUCUCUGCCCUUGAGCUUAGGGACACAGAAGCUCCUCCACCACGCCCACCACGACCGCUUGCGAAUCCCGCGUUGUAUAAAUCAUCAUCGCCUUCGCCCGACAGACGCAAGGUAUCAUUCCAAGAGGGCCCGCCCACUGAGAUUGGCAACCUCUAUGACUCCUCUGAGCCGGCCAAACGCCAGUCCCCUGCUGGAGGGAAGCCAAGCAAAUGGCAGCCUCUGUCGACGGUCGAGCCAUCGCCUAUCGGGGAGAAUGACCCAUUCAGUCUGGGCGAUAGUGAUGACGAAAAGGAUAUCAAGGCUAAGGACCAGGUUACUGCUGAUGAAAGUGAUCGUGUACAGAAAGCCACAGCCGAGGCCGUGUCCGAGGAACUUGGCUCGGCCUCAAAGGAUGGUCCCAAAGCAGAGAGUGCUACGAAGUCUUCAUGA
Messenger RNA from Aspergillus calidoustus, 1209 nucleotides. The record is from the annotation of a GenBank genome assembly. Lineage: Eukaryota; Fungi; Ascomycota; Eurotiomycetes; Eurotiales; Aspergillaceae.